AUGCCGCUCACUCUUGCAUUAAUAGCGUUCGGUCUCUCCACUGCCGCCAGCGCUCUGGCUCAUGCACGCGAUGGGAAGGGCAUCAACUUUCAGCCUUGUCCGGAGCUCAAUGCGAACAUAACCGCCAUUAACGGAGUAGAAGGAACACCUUUCGAUUGCGCAAAGCUCUCAGUGCCCCUAGAUUAUACCGACCCCGAAUCAGAGCCACUCGAGCUCAACUUGUUCAGAGUCAAUGCCACAGCAGAACCAGUGCUUGGAACAGUGCUGAUCAAUUUCGGAGGUCCUGGUGGCACGGGUGCGGAGAAUUUGCCUGCUUGGGCUGACGAGGCACGAAACAAUAUCGGCGCGCAAUGGAACCUCGUCUCCUGGGAUCCUCGUGGAACCGGCAACACCAUUCCCUUCCAAUGUAAUCUCACAGCGCUAACGGGUGCGGCUGUAACUUCUCAGAAGCGCGACGUCGGCACCUUGGUCAGCACCGACCUCACAGCAGUUUUCCUCAAUGGCGGUUGGGAAGCUGCCGGUCAACUCGCAGACUACUGCCUCUCUGAAGCGAGCGAGACUGGGACCCUCAUCGGCACGGCAUUCGUGGCCCGAGACAUGAUUAAGAUCGUUGAUGCCCUGGACGAAGAUGGUCUCCUACGCUUCUAUGGCUGGUCGUAUGGUACCGCUCUUGGUUCAUACGCUGCCGCCAUGUUUCCAGAACGCGUCGAGCGGAUGGUUCUUGACGGAAACCUGAACCCGCAUGACUAUCAAGCCGGCCAUUACGGAGAGUUCGCGCACGAUAUCGACGAGACCUUUGCUGGCUUUCUCCAGGCAUGCUUCGACGCCACGGACAACUGUGCCCUUUACACACUAUUGCAACCCAACACAACGCAAGAUCUCCUCGAUGCCAUCAACCUCGCACUGGCACCUCUCGCCCAGAACGCCACCUUGGGCGCUGAAGCCUAUCUCAGCUACCUGAGCAUUAAAAGCACCUUCGUGCAACCACUCUACUUCCCCCGUACCUGGCCCAGUUUCGCAGAGACGCUCGCCAGUAUCCUGAAUGGGACGAUCACUGCGCCUGCGAGUGACUCCACACCAGAGACCUACGGUACGGCCGAUAACGACGUGAUUGGUAUUCGCGCAAGCGACGCCACCUUCAUCGCCAACUCCAGCGAGGAAUAUCUUGCCCAAGUCGAGUAUCAAGCCACUAUCAGCCCGGGCUUCAGCGACGUUUCGUACUUCCCUCUUUGGAUCUCUGCACAGUGGAGGAUGCCCGCCAAGGAGCGCUACUGGGGCGACUUCCACGUCAAGACCAAGACUCCAAUUCUGUACGUCAACGGCGAGUUUGAUCCGGUGACGCCGCUUGUGAACGCGUACAAUGCGAGCGCGGCCUUUGAGGGGAGCGUGGUACUGCCGCAUAGCGGGUACGGCCAUGGUAUCUUUACGGAUCCCUCGCAGUGUGUGGCUAGGCAUAUCCAAGCUUACUUCAAGAAUGCGACGCUGCCUGGCGAGGAUAUGCGUUGCGAGCCGGAUAUGAGCCUGCUUCAGGUGUGGCAGGCGAGCUUGCAGGUAACGGAGAGUGGCUCCUCUUCUGGCGGCGAUGGUAAUGGUACAAUGGAAGGUGGCUCCUCUUCUGGCAGCGAUAACAAUAGUGAUACAGAGGGGGUCGAGGGUACUGCGAGCCGUGGGAGCACCAGCGUUGAGUUUGCAUUUGCGAUGAUACUGGCGAUUACGGCUAUGAAUGUAUUAUAG
Molecule: messenger RNA, 1734 nt
Organism: Rhinocladiella mackenziei CBS 650.93
Lineage: Eukaryota; Fungi; Ascomycota; Eurotiomycetes; Chaetothyriales; Herpotrichiellaceae
Exons: 1
Coding region: 1-1734 (577 amino acids)
Source: RefSeq, a predicted model, not a curated record